GCCUGCUGGGUACCAGUCAGCGCUCCCCGGCUCUAGCGGCGGAAGAGAUGGAGCAGCGUCACGAGCGCCCGGCCCCUUAAAACGCUGCUGGCUGGAGCCGCCUCCUUCCCGGCAGUCCGCGGCGGGGAUGGAGUAAAGGGAGACCCACCGACCUGCUCGCAGGGAUCUGCAAUGGAGUUAAAGCAAUCUUUGUCUACCCAUCUGGAAGCUGAGAAGCCUCUAAGGCGCUAUGGGGCGGUGGAGGAGACGGCGUGGAAAGCGGAGGGACUGGGGAGAAAUCAGCUAGACAUCAUCUCCAUGGCGGAGACCAGCAUGAUGCCCGAGGAGAUUGAACUGGAGAUGGUAAAAAUUCAGCGUCUCCGGGAAGUCUUGGUCCGACGGGAGUCUGAGCUCAGGUUUAUGAUGGAUGACAUCCAGCUUUGCAAUGACAUCAUGGACCUGAAGCAGGAGCUGCAGAACUUGGUGGCCAUCCCAGAAAAAGAAAAAACCAAGCCACAGAAGCAGAGAGAGGAUGAGCUAAUCCAGAAGAUCCACAAACUGGUGCAGAAGAGAGACUUCCUGGUGGACGAUGCAGAGGUGGAACGGUUAAGGGAGCAAGAAGAAGAUAAGGAAAUGGCUGAUUUCCUGAGAAUCAAGUUAAAACCUCUAGAUAAAGUAACCAAAUCUCCAUCCAGUUCCCGAGCAGAGAAGAAAGCAGAGCCCCCACCUAGCAAGCCCACGGUGGCCAAGACCGGGCUGGCACUCAUCAAGGAUUGCUGCGGGGCCACCCAGUGCAAUAUCAUGUAGCACCCAUGUGUGGUGACCCCGGGGCCAUGGGGAACCCCCUCCCACCCUCUUGUCUUCAUAGCCCCCUUUUCAUUGGGGCCCAAGAACUUUCCAAGGCAGAAGGGGUUGAAGGCAAGCCCAUGGCUGCUGCCAGGGGCUAUGGGUGCGGCAGGCGGGCCCAGCUGCCCUGUACAGAGUGUAGCAAUAGGAAGUUCCUCACUGUCACAUGGCCCUCCCCAGAGCAUGCCGAACCCAGGAGUCUGUCUCACUGUUUAUCCAACUACCAGGAAAGCUCCUCCCUCAAAAAAGUAUAUCUCCACUUCUAUCUAUCCAUAUCUAACCCACGGUGUGAAUGAACUGGGAGAGGGGCAUGAUACCCAGGUGUGUAAACUUGUGACUUUUCAAUACUCUAGCACCAUGUUGGACACACCCCCAUCCACUCUCCUAGCUCUGCUGUUAGGCCUGCCCACAUGGGCACAGCCAUGUCCCCCAUUUGUCCUCCUGCAGGGUCUGUGCCCUGGAGGGCCCCACACAGCCCACGUGUCUUGGAGACACAGAGGGCUCAUCUGUAAAGAUUGAACUUGUAUGUGGUGUCAUGCUCACAUCUGCUUUCUCCCUUCCUGUGUCUGGGCACGGUUCACAUCAGGGGUGAUUCCAUUCGCUCUCAGCUCUUCCUUGCCUUGCACCACGUGCAUGGAGCAGAGUUGGGGCUGAUGCUGCGACUGGAGCACAUUCCAUGCUCAGAGGAGGUGCACAGAGCCAGAGACUCCAACACUGAGAAAAGGCAGAUGACAAGAGGGUGCAGAGCAGAUGCUGACCUAGGUGCGCUCCACCCACAGGGGGCACUGGAGGGAGAGCCAGCAGGCCGCCGCUCACCAGCCUAACACACAGGCCUCAUUAACAGCAGUGGCUGGCGGGAGAGGCAGCCUGACCCAACCGUGUCCCCAUUAUUAGGUGGUGUAUUUGAACCAGCCUAACAAUCCCAAGUGUGUAACUUGAUGUAUAUUUGCUACAGCCAGCUCGGCACAGCCCAUGUGACCUCUCUGUAUGUGUGUGUGUUGUGACCGGCCUAAGUAGUUAGCAUAACUUGAGAUUCACUGAUGUGCAGUCACCCAUCAGAGAAAAUAAAAAUGGAAACCAUGUACACAACAUUUUUAAAGUUUUCACUUUUUUCUGGAUGAUGGAAGUAAUCCACGUACAUAGUAAAUCAUUUCAAAAGUAUUAAGAGUGUAAGGAAGGUUUUUUGUUUUUUGUUUUUAACUCCAUAAUUCCUCCAACUAGAGACCACCCUGACAUUUUGGCAUAUUUCCUUUUAGUCUUUUUUUUUUUUUAACACAUUUCCUCCUCAUGAUUGGCAUCAGAUUGUACCAUUUUAUAACCAGUUUUUUUUCCACAUAGUAUUGUAUCACUAUCAUCCUCGCACA
This is a messenger RNA of Manis pentadactyla (Chinese pangolin), 2189 nucleotides long. RefSeq names its product bMERB domain-containing protein 1. The coding region runs from base 172 to 786 and encodes 204 amino acids. Gene Ontology annotation, cellular component: microtubule cytoskeleton. Gene Ontology annotation, biological process: negative regulation of microtubule depolymerization. The transcript is spliced from 6 exons. Lineage: Eukaryota; Metazoa; Chordata; Mammalia; Pholidota; Manidae. The record is from RefSeq and is a predicted model, not a curated record.